Molecule: messenger RNA, 1816 nt
Organism: Guyanagaster necrorhizus
Lineage: Eukaryota; Fungi; Basidiomycota; Agaricomycetes; Agaricales; Physalacriaceae
Exons: 8
Coding region: 396-1586 (396 amino acids)
Source: RefSeq, a predicted model, not a curated record
UUUACUUGACCUCUUGCCGUCACCAUUGUCUAUGUCUCUGACCGAAUAUCCUACGAGAGGUCGCCACUGGACCUACGGGUGCAAAAAUUAUAUUUCCGCCCGGUUGGACACCGGAAUGUCUUCCCCCUCCCUUUUUUUGCGGUAUGUCAUAGAAUUAUAUUAUCUGACAAUCCUGUAGGCUGUCGUUGAAGCUGACAGUGGGACGCUGAAGGAGAUCCGAGGAAAGCGUUUACGGAAGCCGAUAUGCCACGAGGCAUCUGACGUUGACAGUGACGCACGGACCCUCGUGGCAAAGUAUCACGUGACCCAUAUCCGAAAGGGUCCAGCCAAUUCUUUCCUUCUUCAUUCUGAUCUUCCACCUCCGUGAUUUUUUGUUCUUGACAUCACGUCCGACAAUGAGCAAGAAGGCUGCAAAAGUUCCCAAAACGUCCGGCUCUGCGAAUAUCUACGAUUUUCGCGAUAUUGUGCUGGGAAAAGUACGCGGGUAUCCGCCGUGGCCUGGGAUGGUAGUUGACCCAGGCGAUGCACCGCAACAAGUCCUCGACGACCGACCCGCAGGCAAAAAAUCCAAUUUCUACCUUGUGCGAUUUUUCCCUGCCGGCGACUUCUCCUGGCUAGCACCAAAGGACAUCUCUAAACUCCAGCAACACGAAAUCGAGGCGUAUAUCAACGAGCCGUUCAAAAAGUCCGGCGACCUCUUGACCGGCUAUAAGGUUGCGCUGGAUCCUUCUGAUUGGGAGAAGCGGAAAGCGGAGCAAGCGGAAGCUGCUGCAUCGGAAGAGGUCGCCGAUGAGGUGGACCAGCUCGACAGCGAGAGUGAGGAAAAGCCGAAGAAGCGGAAGCGGGAUGGUGAGGGCGGUGCCCCGGCGAGGAAGCGCAAGACGAGCACGACGGGCGACGCAAAGAAGAAGGCACCAGUCAAGGGCAAGAAAGGCGGGAAGAAGAAGGACAAUGUCGAGAGCGAGGACGAUGGCGAGGCUGAUGAAGACGUCGGCACAAGCAAGAAGGGUACGAGUCCUCCGCCGGCGAAGAAAGCCAAGAAGGAUAAAGACGAGCAUGAGGAGGGUGACCUGGCAAACGAUCCCGAGGCCCACAAGGUCCGCGAGUGGCGGCACAGGUUGCAGAAAACGUUCUUGAGCAAUAAGGGGGACCCAAAGGCAGAGGAUAUGCCGAAUAUGGACGAACUGUUCCGUACCGUCGAGGCGUACCAGUCCAUCACUAUUCACUACCUCACGUUCUCCAAGAUCGGAAAGGUCAUGCGCCACAUUGCCGCCCUUGCUGAAGAAAAGAUCCCAAAUGAUAACCAGUAUAAGUUUCGCGCGCGUGCAAAAGCUCUUGUUGAUCGAUGGCAACAAGUUUUGAACGCAAACAAGAAUGAGUCGACGAAUGGCGUUGCGGAAGGAACGGCGAAGAUGGAUCUGAAUGGCAAUUCUAAUGGAGAAGAUAGGAAGGAAGGUGGAGCACCGGAGACAGCGCCUGCGGUGGUGCCUCCUACCGAAGAACCCCUGAGCGCUCUCCCUGGACCAGACGGCGCCGGUGAUAUGUCGAUGCUAGGCGAUGUCACGAUGUCGGAGGCUGCGGCGUGAUAUAUGGGAUGAAUUUUGAACGUUGUAGCAUCUUUCCCUGCAUUUCGGUGUUAUAGGCUUUUUCCUUCGUCGUACUAAAAUUGCUGUGUCACCCCUGCUUCUUCCCGUUUGUCUGUUGGCGCCUGCUACUAUAUUUGACUGUUGCUUAUGCUAACGUAUUUCUCCUCUUCGGAUAGAGGAGGACUUUGUAUUUUCCAUACGGCAAAUUGAUGACUCUUGAACACCCUCAA